Molecule: messenger RNA, 783 nt
Organism: Malaya genurostris
Lineage: Eukaryota; Metazoa; Arthropoda; Insecta; Diptera; Culicidae
Product: larval cuticle protein A2B-like
Exons: 2
Coding region: 116-640 (174 amino acids)
Cellular component (GO): extracellular matrix
Source: RefSeq, a predicted model, not a curated record
UAUAUAAGCCAUUGGUGUGCUCUUGGUUUGGCACAGUUUAGCGAAACCAUUCAAGCAGAACAUUUUAUUCAGUCACCGCGACGAGGAUCUGACUAGAGUUCAAAACAGUUAGACGAUGGCAUUCAAAUUCCUUGCAUUCUUUGCUCUCGUGGCUGUGGCCAGCGCCCAACACUACGACCCGCAUUACUAUCACCAGCCACAGUACCAAUCCGCCGGACUUGUCAAAACAGUUCAGCCAGCCAUCGUUAAGACUAUUCAGCCAGCUCUAGUCAAGACCGUCAAACACGUCGAAUACCCGGACUCUCCUGCUCAAUAUCAGUUCCAAUACUCAGUGCACGAUGAGCAUACCGGAGACAUCAAGAGCCAACAGGAGGAGCGUAACGGUGAUGAUGUCCGGGGACAGUACACCUUGAUCGAUGCCGAUGGUCACCGACGGAUUGUUGAUUACACCGCCGAUGAGCAUAACGGAUUCAACGCUGUCGUUCGCCGGGAACCGCUGGAGGGACACAAGAUCGUCAAAACUUUGACACCGGUUGCCAAAGUCGUAGCCCCAAUCCCCAUUGCUAAGGCGUACAGCCCCGUCGCCAAGGUCAUCACUCCACAGGUGCACUACAGCCAACCGGACUACACCCAUUAUUAGAUGAAUUCUUUAGGCCAUACCUAUUCAACUACGAUCAUUCGACUCAUUCUGGAGCUAACAAUUCCAGAUUUUCAUAGCAGUACCUCACUAUCACGAAUUAGUAUAAUUGAACUUUAUUGUAAAUAAACAAAAUCAUGAAAAGA